Rana temporaria (common frog) is the source of this 657-nucleotide messenger RNA. RefSeq names its product family with sequence similarity 241 member A (gene FAM241A). Gene Ontology annotation, cellular component: intracellular membrane-bounded organelle. The transcript has 2 exons. NCBI's taxonomy places the organism in Eukaryota, Metazoa, Chordata, Amphibia, Anura, Ranidae. Bases 41 to 475 code for a protein of 144 amino acids. The record is from RefSeq and is a predicted model, not a curated record.
GCGGCUGUGUCAUGGUGGGGCGGGGCCGUGCUCCUGAUCUAUGGGCACUGGAGGAAAUGAGGCAGUGACAGAAAGCAUGGAACGUCCUGGCAGGUCAGCGCUAGAGGAGCCCAGUAUACACAGCGGAGCGCAGGAGCAGCCGUACGAGUGUGCAGAGCCAUGGAGAGGCGGGGGAGUGGUGCUGGUGUCAGACACACACACAUACAAUGUACAGAGCACGGCUCAGACCCAGGCACCAACAGAUCAGAACAACCGUCCAACACAGAUCAGGAAAGACGACUAUGAAAAAAUGGGGACUCUGUUUGGUGAAAUCAAUAAAGUCCUUUUGGAAACUGGCUUUUCUCGGAUGCAUUUUGGUGAAAGGACUGUGGAACCCGUUCUCUUAAUAUUUUUUGGAGUAAUGCUUUGGUUCCUUGGCAUACAAGCUCUUGGACUGGUGUCUCUUCUAUGCAUUGUUAUUAUACAUAUACAGUAGAGUGACACGUGGCUUUGUGUCAAUGGCUGAUUUUAUGUGACAUUAUAUUUAAAAUGUACUUUAUCUCAAAGAUUAUGGCACAAGCAAUAUUUUUUAAUUUUAAAAAGUUGUCCGUUACCUAUUGUUCCAUAGUUUUCAUUGCACUAUUUAAAAAAUAAAUAAAUAUGAAGGUUUGGAUUUUA